AUGUCCCUCAGAUUCAAUAACUUCAGCGACGGUGAGACGGUGUACCAGCGCUGUGUGAUCAUCAAGGGAACCUACACCCCCAGCCCCAAUACCAGCGAUGACUUCGCAACAGUCGAAGCCACCGAUGGCACCAACAUAACCUUCCCAGUCCAAACCUGGCCCAUCGCAGACAACAGGAUCAAGAUCAUCGUUCUCCUCUCCCCAGGCCUCAACAAACUCACCAUCACCCGCUCAUCCGGCACCCAAGACACGAUCACGCAGCUGGACCUAACCUACAUCCCCCUCCUCCAAUCGCCCCCCCUCCACCUCGCCAUCAUGGUCGCAAAGGACUCCCCCCUCCUAAUCGACUGCCCGCCCCUCAAAUACGGCGCCUCCUCCACAGCCCAUGCCUCCCUCGACGCCGCUGUCGCCAAGCUCCGCAUGUCAGCGUAUAUGUGGCAGGCCCUCACUGCCGAGGACAUGCGAAUCAAGGGCCUCGGUCGUCGAUCCUUCAGGCUGGAGGAGGAAUGGGCUGCUGACACGACUAGUCGCACGUUCCUUGACGGGCUGCACGAGGCUGCUCUCUUUGACAGCGGUGCCAUGAGGUCUACUGCCAAAGUCCAUGUCGUGAGAUCGGAGAGGACGACGGCGGAGAUCCGCGACGCAGAGGUUGCGCAGCAGAAUGAGGCCGCAAAGUCGAGGGAUGGACUGUUUGACUACUUUCUGGAGGCGCUUGCGGCCCAGGGUUCACCUUUCGAGGCUUCAGCGCAUCCGGUUGUGGCGGGCAUGAUUCUCGACUCGCACUUUUCCGUGAGUAAGAAGCUCAUUCUCGGUCACGCCGCGCUGGGAUGUCAUAACCUGACCGGGGUAUCCCUCGGCAUGAUGGGUAGUCACCUGGCGUACUCCUGGCCUCGAUUCAUGGAAGAGGUCUCGGACUGUCUUCUCGAUACCCGCGCCCCAGGCACAACAGUCGGCGAUGAUAACGGAGAGUGCGGAACGUUUUGGGAGGCAUGUUCGAUCGGGCAAGGCGCGUUCUUGCACGAGGUCGGACAUGCUUUUGGGGCUCCGCACACUACUGGUAUCAUGGCGCGCGGGUACUCGGGUCACUGGCCUCGAAACUUCCUGGUCAAGACAGCGUACUCCCAGAAGAUCAACAAGGAUGGUUUCGUCGUUGUCGAUGGCCAGACGGCGAAUGACGCCAAGUGGGAUCUGCGGGAUGCCCUGUCCUUCCGGUCUCUCAACCACUUCUGGCUGCCCGGCGACACGAGGCUGUCGGCAGCGCAGCGAUCCAGCGCUCCGACCGUCUCUCUCAUCAAUAUUGAGACUGAUGAUGUCGGAGUUGAAAUUGCCUGUGCCGCCAACCUCGCCCGGAUGGAUUUCAACGGCAGCUUGGAACUCCUCCCCUCCAUGGAUAGCCCAGCUUGGAAAGUCUCCUACACUCUCAAAGAACUCGAAUCCCGCUUCAGCCGCGAUGAGAGCCUGAAGCUCUACGUCCUCGGCAUGAACGGCAAGACAAAAACGGUGCGCGAUAUCUGGCGCCUCUUCUCAUCAACCACGUACAUCCGUAUCCCCGGGUCAGACGUCCUCCUGCACAAGCGCUCAGUUGUGACCAAAGACCUCGAGGAGGCGGCGGACGACGGCGAAGAACACAAGUUUUGGUCAUGGGCGACACUGCUUACCCGGCGCAAGAGUGAUGGGUCUAUUGUGCGUGCGACUUCAGUCGAUGUACGGACUGGGUGUAUCCUCGACGGCGCGUAUGUGCAGUUCCCUGGUGGCGCGCGUGUCAACUGUGGUCCGAGGAUUAGUAAGUGGGGUGGUGGUGAACAUACGUUUGGGGGCCAUGCGUCUGAGGAGGUUCAGAUCCCCAAGGGCGCGGAGAUUGUCAAGGUUGAGGUGUCUAGGGAAGAGGAUACGCUUCGUGGCAUGAGGAUCCAUCUGAGUGAUGGUUCGUCUGGUGGUGCUUUGACGGGAUAUGGGGAUAUUCCCGAGACCUCGACUCUUGAGGCACAAGCGGAUGAGCGUGUUGUCGGGUUCUAUGGCCGCAGCUGGUGGGGUAGCAACUUUGACGGCUUGGUCGAGUUUGGUAUCAUUACCGCGCCCAAGGACGUUGAGCUCCCGGCGAUUGUGUACGGAAUGACGGACCUCCAGAAUACGGAGGGAGGAUGUGGGGGUGAAGCAGACUUUGAAAGUGGUGAUGAGGACAUGGACGACGAGGAGUAA
This is a messenger RNA of Colletotrichum phormii, 2199 nucleotides long. RefSeq names its product zinc metallo proteinase. Gene Ontology annotation, cellular component: cytoplasm. Lineage: Eukaryota; Fungi; Ascomycota; Sordariomycetes; Glomerellales; Glomerellaceae. The coding region runs from base 1 to 2199 and encodes 732 amino acids. The transcript has 4 exons. The record is from RefSeq and is a predicted model, not a curated record.